AUGAACGACCCUGGUCUAGAGGUCUCAAUUCAAGUCUCUGAAGAUACUAUUCAAAGAAGAGCCCCUCCCAAACGGCAGGUUCGCCGAAAAGAAGCACCACCUCAUCUUGACGAACUUGGAGAGCAUGGACGCGAUCCGCUUGAGGCAGCGACGCCGUCAGUAACGAAGAAACCCCAUAAGAUACAUCAUAGCCACCCGCGGCGUCGUCGUCAAAUCUACGAAGACGAAGAAGAGUCGAGCAUCUACCAACCCACGCACUGGUGGGUCGCGUCAACCACGUUCCCGCUAAUUGCGGGCACGUUCGGACCUAUUGCAAACCUAUUUUCUGUCUGCGCGCUGGCCCAGUCCUGGCGGAUACGAAUAUUGGACGGUAGCCGCGUUCCUGACCCUCCUUGGCUGAUAGCUUGCAACACAUGUUCAUUGGCUUUUGCAUUAAUAGCCAACAUUGUUCUUUUGUUCAACUUUGCCCGACGGAUACCGUAUUCGAGAGCACAACCUAUCACAAUUUCGUUGUGGUACCUCUCUUGCAUCCUCCUGAUCGUUCCUAUCGGCUUAACCCACGACUCCGACAUAUACAUUGAAGCCCCUUCCAUCAUGACGCAUUCUCAAGCAUAUUAUUACGGCCUGAUAUCUGGAAUUCUCUACUUCACAAUCUCGACUCUCCUCCUUCUUUCGACCAUCGGCGCGGUCAUAUUCAAGGCGUACCCUGCAUCUUUCUCAACUCUCACCCCAGCCCAACGCACGUUAAUGCUCCAAACUGUCUCUUUUUCUCUUUACCUGGCACUGGGAGCCGGCAUCAUCUUCUCGAGUAUAGAAGAUUGGGGAUUCGCAGACGGAGUUUACUGGGCCGACUACACCCUGCUCACCAUCGGUCUCGGAACCGACUUUCCGUUGACCACGACUCUCGGACGUAUGCUCUUGAUCCCAUAUGCAGCCUUCGGUAUAACCCUCGUUGGUCUGGUGGUCAGCAGUGUGCGAGGACUCAUGCUGGAGCGCGCGAAGGCUAAGGUGGCACGGAGGCAUCUCGGGAAGGAAAGAGAGAAGUGGAAGGAGAAUAUCAGAGAGCGUAGGCAGCUCGCGGACAUCGCAGCGUCGACUAUGGUGUCUACUCUUCCGCGCUCGGUGCUGCAAGACCAGAGAGAAAGGUUGCACAACAGACGGCUCAUGAAGCUUCCCCAGCAGCUCUCCAAACACGUUUCAGAGCCCUUGAAACCGGAGGAUCAAUACGGCCCCUGGCAUAGAGCUGAGUUCGAGCUCAUGAGGUUCAUCGAGGCUCAUGCAGAGAGUGCCGAACGAUAUAUCGCUCUAGGAGCGUCGUUUUUGGUGAUUCUAAUUGUCUGGUUUGUUGGUUCAGUUAUAUUCUGGGUCUGUGAGCAUAGAACGCAAGGUUGGACGUACCCCGAAUCGAUCUACUUCACCUACACCACCCUCCUCACAAUUGGAUACGGUGAUUUCUACCCCAAUUCGCCCGCAGGAAAGCCCUUCUUCGUCGUAUGGAGCUUGAUAUCAGUGCCUGCUAUGACGGUUCUGAUCUCGAAUAUGGGCGACACGGUCGUCAAAUGGGUGCAGGAUGCAACAUUGUGGGCUAGUCGAUGGACAAUCUUACCUGAAUGGACGGGGCCGAAGGGGCAGGAAAAGCGGAUGGAUAGAUCAAAGGCCCACAGGAUUGAUGGAAGAGGGAACCCCAGCCUCGACCAAGUACCCGAGAGCGCAGCUUCGACAGCCGUGGGUGACCCAACCGACAAGACCACCUCUCACAUGCACACGACAGAAACGCUACAGCGCUUUCCUCCCAAGAAACAUCGUAAACACCGCCAUGAACCCAACGACGCCAGACGUCCUAACAACAACAACAUGGACAUUCUCGAGCAUGACGUCGAGAAGCUCGGUGGAGCCGUCGCCCGUUUCGAAGAAGGCGAAGGCCGGAGUAGUAGUCUCGCCGCGCAGAUCUCGAGGGAGAUAUCUCACCUGGCGAAGGACCUCCGUGCGAAUCCGCCCAGGAAGUACUCUUGGGAAGAGUGGGAGCGUUGGCUCCAUAUGCUUGGGGAGCGAGAGGGUGCGGUGGGCAGGGUCGCGGAAGGAGAGAACGAGGAAGAACGGGAAAGGAGGGAACGGCUGUCACCUGUACCGAUUCUCAACUCGACUCCUAAUGAACGAUUGCCUUCGCCGACAACGGCGAACUCACAUGCGCCGACGUUGAUCCCACCGUCAGCAAACGGUGAUGCGUCUGUGGCCAAAGCCAAACAAAGCUCUGUUGUUCAAGCUGCAGACGAUGCUGAACAUGGGACGGAUUGGCAUUGGACUUGGCUUGGAGAUCACGGACCUCUGUUUAGUCGGUUGACGGAGACUGAGUGGUUGAUUGAGAAGUUCUGUUUUCGACUAGAGGAGGUGCUCGAAGAUGAAAUUAAGGAAGCUCGGAGAGGGAACAAGGCGAAGUCAUGA
Messenger RNA from Cyclocybe aegerita, 2442 nucleotides. The record is from the annotation of a GenBank genome assembly. Lineage: Eukaryota; Fungi; Basidiomycota; Agaricomycetes; Agaricales; Hemipholiotaceae.